CGGGAACGUCUUUGCCACACGCGCUUCAAACACAGUGGUGACAAAUCCUAUUCUCCGAUCGUCUUCAUCAGUUUUUUUUUUUUUUUUGGUGAAAUUUGAUUCGUUUGAUACUGUUCUAAAGACUAAAGCCAUAAACUUCUCUGUUUUUAUAAAUACGACAAUGGUUAAAAGUAGUAUCAUCAAUAGCCGGAAAAGAUUCAUUACUGAAGGCGACAUCGCCACUCUUUUGCAUAGGUAUGAUACGAAGACGAUACUGAGAAUGCUACAGGAGAUGGCCUAUUAUUCCGAACUCAAGAUGGAUUGGAAUGAGUUGGUGAAGAAGACUACUACCGGAAUUACCAAUGCUAGAGAGUAUCAGUUGCUAUGGCGACAUCUUUCUUAUCGAGAACCACUCCUCCCUGUGGAAGAUGAUGCUCAACCUCUGGAUGAUGAUAGUGACUUGGAGUGCGAACUGGAACCUUCCCCUGCAGUCAGCCAUGAAGCAUCUGUGGAGGCUAUUGCUCAUGUCAAAGUGUUGGCUGCUUCGUAUGUGCCAAGUGAGUCCGAUAUACUCAACGACACAGUUGAGGCUCCCUUGACUAUAAACGUACCUUAUGUUCUGCCUGAGGGAACUCAGGAACCAUCUGAGUCUCCUUGGUCGUCAAGAGGGAUGAAUAUUACUUUUCCGGUCUGUCUUCAGAAAGCUACAUCUACUACUGAGGGGAUGAAUGGAAAUGGUUCAGCUAGUAGUAGCAUGGCUUUUCGGAGGAAAAGGAAAAAAUGGUCUGUUGAGGAGGAUGAGGAGCUGUUCGCCGCUGUAAGGCGAUGUGGUGAAGGUAACUGGGCAACUAUCAUUAGGGGAGACUUCAGAGGAGAUAGAACCGCCUCCCAACUCUCGCAGAGGUGGGCGCUUAUAAGAAAAAGGGGUGAUACUUCGACCUCUGUUAGGCAAUCUGGUGUACAACGAACUAAUGAGCAGAUAGCAGUUAACCAUGCAUUAUCCUUGGCUCUGGGAAAUCGGCUCCCAACAAAAAAACUUUUAGUAGGUAUUUCGACAAAGACUUCGUCGCGUGGCAUCACAGAAACACAAGCCAAUGGGGCCUGUUCUUCUCAAGGUCAACAACAAUCCAAACCAGUUGUUCAAGCAUUGCCUGGGACAGCAACUUCAAAAUCUCGAGUUGUUAGAAAAACAACAGCAAGCUCCAUUUCCAGAUUAGAUGUAAUGGCAACAGCUAACUCAGUAGCGGUUGCAGCAUGUGUGGGUGGCGUAUCGACUGCUGCAUCAGUACCAAAGGUCGAACCUGGAAAAACUGAUUCUCCUUGGCCCUCAUGUAGUCUCUCCGUGCCAAAGGUUGAACCAGGAACGAGUGUUACCGCAUCUAGUAUCAUUAAAGCGGUUGGACCUACGAAUACACUGCCUCUCGCUAAUGGAAAAUUGAAACCUGUGGCGGCUUCACCAUCUUCAAGAAAACGUCCUCUCAUGGAUCCUCGAUCAGAAGGAUCUACAAUGCUUUCUGCUUCUGCCCCCUUGCCUUCUGAAUCGAGGAUUGUCUCCAAUCAGAGAGUUUUUGCAGCUACUGUAUUACAACCAGAGCCAUCAGCUGAGACUGUCACUUGCAAACCAGAUGGUGGACAGAAAGAGGAAGCUCGUGGGAAUGGAGCAAGCUCACCGGCUGCAAUCCAGCCAAAUCAAAUGACCUCAACAAACUCGGAGAUUUGCAGGGGAAAACAGGCUACACAAGCUCAGUCCCCUAAUCUUUUGCCAAGGAAAAUUCCAGUAGUUAAAACAGCAAUUCACGGUGCCACUAACCAAAAGUUGGUGAAUAAACAAUCUGAUAAGACUGUAAUACCAUCCAUCAGUGGAGCUUGUUCGCAAUCUCAAGCCAAAUGUGAAGUGAACAAUAAGGUUGGUCCGGCGAUCAAAGGGAGUAGUGUAUGCGGAAAACCUGCAGAGGUUGCAACUAUGGCAGGGACCGGACAGGGUGUUUAGUUCUUUUGAUAGAGUCGUCGGAUAAGUUAGUUUGGAGUUUUCAUUUGUAAGUUUUAUUAGAGGACCAAAAGGAAUAUAUGAUGUAAAGGAGGCCCUUCAGUACAUGGUACUAAUUAAUAUGAAUCUCAUAUACUUACAAUC
Camelina sativa (false flax) is the source of this 2110-nucleotide messenger RNA. RefSeq lists its product as uncharacterized. Lineage: Eukaryota; Viridiplantae; Streptophyta; Magnoliopsida; Brassicales; Brassicaceae. The record is from RefSeq and is a predicted model, not a curated record.